Aureobasidium melanogenum CBS 110374 is the source of this 852-nucleotide messenger RNA. RefSeq names its product aquaporin-like protein. Gene Ontology annotation, cellular component: plasma membrane. The coding region runs from base 1 to 852 and encodes 283 amino acids. The record is from RefSeq and is a predicted model, not a curated record. Gene Ontology annotation, biological process: water transport; glycerol transmembrane transport. The transcript has 2 exons. Gene Ontology annotation, molecular function: water channel activity; glycerol channel activity. NCBI's taxonomy places the organism in Eukaryota, Fungi, Ascomycota, Dothideomycetes, Dothideales, Saccotheciaceae.
AUGGCCGUCCGCAUACCAGCAUCUUUGCACCGCAGCGGCCUCCGCCCAUACCUCGCCGAAUUCAUUGGCACACUGCUCUUGAUUCUCAUCGGCGACGGCGUAGUCGCCCAAGCCGUCCUCACAGACUUCUACUACGCCAAUUUCUUGUCUGUAAACCUCGCUUGGGCCUCUGCAGUAGCUCUGUCCUGCUACAUCGGCGCAGCAGUAAACCCAGCAAUCACUCUUGCAUCAGCCAUCAUCCGCCCUACCAAACUCCAAUGGCAACAACUUCCGGGCAAGAUCAUUGCACAAUUUGCUGGAGCUUUUAUUGGUGCUGCUUUGGUGUAUGGUCAAUACAGAUCUGCGAUUAAAUCUUGGGAUCCUGAAUACACUAUUCCUGGAGGCAGUAUUUUGUCACCCCAGGGACAUCAUUCUGCGGGCAUUUUUGCUACGUAUCCGGCUUCGCACUUUGGAAGUAAUUGGGAAGCUGCUGUUACGGAGUUUUUGGGAUCGAGUUUGUUGGCUUUUGGGGCUUCUGCUGUUGCAGACCCUAAGAAUGAGGCACUCAAGGCUCCUCAGUUUAUGAUGUUUGCGUUGAUGGUUGCUAUUGGUGCUUCCAUGGGUUGGCAGACUGGUUAUGCCGUCAACCCAGCCCGCGACUUUGGUCCUCGUGCCUUCUCAGCCAUCAUCUACGGCCGCGAAGUCUUCUCUGCCAAGGGCUUCUAUUUCAUCGUCCCUCUUUUCGUGCCCAUCUUUGGUUGCAUUGUUGGUGCUGCUGUUUACGAUGCUUUCAUGUUCGAGGGCGAGGGAUCUGCUGUUACUGAUGCUAUGGAUGCUGCCGAGGGUCAUGAUGGCAGAAUUGCUUUGGAGUAA